AUAUAUUUUUUAAAAUCCAGCAAUAGAUAUUGUGCCACAGCCAAACGUGCUCCGAGUCUACAUCUCCCUCUGCUCCCCCUUCUCCACUCUCUCCGCUUCACAUUUUCCUUCCAUUGGAAUUCACAGAAUCUCGUCUCGUUUCCCGAAUGCAGCCCUGAAACAAACGCCUUCUUGAAUCGCCGUUAUCGUUUAUUUUCAAAGAUUCUUUCUUUUCGCUCUUGAUUCAAAUGGGAACUCUCACGAGCUGUAGUUUUACGCCCGUGGAUUUCAAGUUCCUUUCAAUCCCUCGUUCCGGUGCUCCCAGAGGGAGAUUUCGGUUCCCGGAGCUGACCGGUUCCAGGAAUUCAUGUUUCUUGUGCAGAGAAAUAUCGUAUAGGUUGAGGAGGAAGACUUUGUACAGAAAUUUAGGUAGGUUUAGGUGUUUUAGCGUUGACAAUGGAAGCAAUGGAGAUGGAGAGAGUGGUAGUGACGCUUCGAGAGAUUCGAAUGCGGCGGCAACGACGACGACCGAACAUGAAGAAGCGGCAGAGGAGUUCAAUGCGGAGAAAACGACGCCUCCUGCUUCUGUUUCAUCGAGGCCACCAAGUAUAUCUCCGGUUGGACAAUCUUACAAUAACUUCCAAGUUGACUCUUUUAAACUGAUGGAACUCCUUGGACCCGAGAAGGUUGAUUCUGCUGAUGUAAAGUUGAUUAAGGAAAAGCUUUUUGGCUAUUCUACCUUCUGGGUCACUAAAGAAGAACCAUUUGGAGACCUUGGUGAGGGCAUUCUGUUCCUUGGAAAUUUAAGGGGAAAGAGGGAAGAGGUGUUUGCCAAACUUCAAAGUCAGCUGGUCGAGGUCACAGGUCAUAAGUACAACCUUUUUAUGGUUGAGGAACCCAAUUCAGAAGGACCCGACCCACGUGGCGGUCCACGUGUUAGCUUUGGUUUGCUGCGAAAAGAGGUUUCAGAGCCGGGACCAACUACACUUUGGCAGUAUGUGAUUGCUCUCUUGUUAUUCCUUCUAACCAUUGGUUCCUCUGUGGAGUUAGGAAUUGCAUCUCAGCUCAAUCGGCUUCCACCAGAGGUUGUGAAAUACUUCACAGAUCCAAAUGCUAUUGAACCACCAGACAUGGAACUGCUAUUUCCAUUUGUGGAGUCUGCUUUGCCCCUAGCAUAUGGUGUUUUGGGAGUCUUAUUGUUUCAUGAAGUUGGGCACUUUUUGGCUGCUUUCCCGAAGAAAGUAAAGCUAAGCAUUCCUUAUUUCAUUCCCAACAUUACCCUUGGCAGCUUUGGUGCAAUUACUCAGUUCAAAUCUAUUCUUCCUGAUCGGAGUACACAAGUUGACAUAUCGAUUGCUGGUCCAUUUGCUGGUGCUGCACUGUCUUUUUCAAUGUUUGCUGUUGGGCUAUUGCUCUCAUCAAAUCAAGAUGCUGCAGGAGAUUUGGUGCAGGUUCCAAGCACGUUGUUUCAAGGUUCUUUGCUUCUUGGACUCAUCAGUAGAGCUACUCUUGGUUAUGUAGCAAUGCAUGCUGCAACAGUUUCAAUUCAUCCUCUCGCAAUUGCAGGAUGGUGUGGCUUAACAACAUCUGCUUUUAAUAUGCUUCCAGUAGGGUGCCUUGACGGUGGAAGAGCUGUGCAGGGUGCUUUUGGAAAAAGUGCGCUAAUUGGAUAUGGUCUGACGACUUACACAUUGCUUGGAUUGGGUGUGCUUGGUGGACCUUUGUCACUUCCUUGGGGACUAUACGUGCUAAUAUGUCAGAGAAAUCCAGAAAAGCCUUGCUUAAAUGACGUGACAGACGUUGGAACAUGGAGGAAAGCACUUGUUGUGGCGGCUAUUUUCCUGGUUGUGUUGACGCUUCUUCCUGUAUGGGAUGAGCUUGCAGAGGAGAUAGGUAUAGGUCUUGUGACUACGUUUUGAUGUAAUACGUGUAGAGCAAACCUAAUUUUUGACUUCAAAUCUAAUUCAUUAUCAAUUGCUAUAUAGCUUGGUGAGUCAUGCAACUUUGUAAUUA
Corylus avellana is the source of this 1992-nucleotide messenger RNA. RefSeq names its product Peptidase M50 family protein (gene EGY1). The record is from RefSeq and is a predicted model, not a curated record. Gene Ontology annotation, biological process: proteolysis. NCBI's taxonomy places the organism in Eukaryota, Viridiplantae, Streptophyta, Magnoliopsida, Fagales, Betulaceae.